GCCAAACCCUUCUUCCGACAACCCUGACAUAUUCCGCCAUGCCGCCCCACUCGCCCACCAUUUUCAUCCUUUUCUGCCUUUCUUAUAUUAUUACCAAAUCAAAGCUCGGGAUGAAGUUUCAGUUGAACUAUCUUAUAAGCCCACUUGGUCUUCAUUUAUUAUCCAUUCAUAUCUCUCCACAAUCUACAUCAUCUUAUUUAUAUAUGUGGCUUCUUGUGGUAGUUUGAUCGAUCACAAAAUUCGCUUAUUUCCCUUCAAAAAGAUUUUGUGCUUUGUGUAAGUAAGAGCUAACUAGGGUUUUGCAAGAUGGUUUCCCUCAUUUCUCGUACAGGAAGACAUUUGCAGAGGUACAAUGAAAACGGCCGUCGACUCGUUGUUGGCUGCAUCCCAUAUAGAUUCAAGGAAGACGACACUAAUAAUGGAAGGGCACAUCAUGAUCAAGUAGAGGUUCUUGUCAUCAGUUCACAAAAGGGCCAAGAAAUGAUGUUCCCCAAGGGAGGUUGGGAACUUGAUGAAUCUAUAGUGGAAGCUGCAUCUCGGGAAUCGCUCGAAGAAGCUGGAGUGGUGGGUAAUGUUGAGCAACAAUUAGGUAUAUGGAGAUUUAAGAGCAAAAGCCUGGAGAUAUAUCACGAAGGCUACAUGUUUCCUUUGUUUGUUACUCAACAACUUGAGCUUUGGCCUGAACACAAUGUCCGCAAAAGGGAAUGGAUGACAAUAGCGGAAGCAAGAGAAGUAUGCAAACAUUGGUGGAUGAAAGAAGCAUUAGAUAAAUUAGUUACGAGGCUUUCUUCUGGAGAGGUUGAACAGGAGCAAACAACUUCCCGCUAAUGUCUAACUCUGUACCUUAGAAAUUAAUUAAUUUUCCCCCUUAAUUUCUUACUUCCACUUCAUUAGGUAUGACUUGUAAAUAGAAGGAUUCAGUACAUCCAAAGCAGUCCAAGCUAUAACCAAAGAAGGGUUGUUAAAAGGACUUAAUUUUUGAAUCCUCACAAAGAAAUUUCAGUGUUUAUAUAUUUU
Messenger RNA from Oldenlandia corymbosa var. corymbosa, 1017 nucleotides. The record is from the annotation of a GenBank genome assembly. NCBI's taxonomy places the organism in Eukaryota, Viridiplantae, Streptophyta, Magnoliopsida, Gentianales, Rubiaceae.